Triticum aestivum (bread wheat) is the source of this 3936-nucleotide messenger RNA. Its product is annotated as disease resistance protein RGA5. The record is from RefSeq and is a predicted model, not a curated record. The transcript has 5 exons. Lineage: Eukaryota; Viridiplantae; Streptophyta; Magnoliopsida; Poales; Poaceae. Gene Ontology annotation, biological process: defense response to other organism. Bases 523 to 3294 code for a protein of 923 amino acids. Gene Ontology annotation, molecular function: ADP binding.
CCAAUCUUUAUGCUGCUCGCGGCAGCUACACACAACACACACACAAGCCAUUACGAGAAGAGAAACAGAGAGGCGUCGGGGUUUCUUAGCUGUCGCCGCCGCCAAGCCUGCCCGCCCGCGUUCGAGCCUCACCGCCGGGCGCCGGCCGGCCCUGACUCCGGAUCCGCCCGUCAGUUACUCGAGCCUGCACCAGACCCCGGCCCAGGCCCUGCUCCAACCCAUUUGUCCCCUCCUCUUCCACCGGAGCCUCGAGCUGCUGAUUUUAGUCGACCACCUCUACAUCCUCGAGCCACGGUCGUCCAUCUCCAUCUCUAGCCGCCCUGGUUCAUCUCAGGCGUUCUCUACUGGUCUCUCUGCAAGCUCUUACUGUUUGUCUGAAGGUUUCACACACUCCUGUAUUCUCCGGAACAACAAACAAACACACAGUGAGGAGAGCCUUUGUAGCAACCAACUGUUAUCUUCCACCCAGUACUACCGCAAUCUUGCAUGUAGAGAGAGGUCCAUCCCAGCAUUGAGAUCGCGAUGGCAGCUAUCCGCCCUCUCAUCCCAAAGCUCGGCGAACUGCUUGUUGGCGAGUUCACCCUCGAGAAGCGCGUGAAGAAAGGCGUGGAGUCUCUUGUCAGAGAGAUGACACUCAUGCAAGCCGCGCUGCGUAAGGUGGGGAAGGUGCCAGCAGACCAGCUCGAUGAGGGGACCAAGAUCUGGGCAGGAAUGGUGAGGGAGUUGUCCUACCAAAUGGAGGAUAUCGUUGACUCAUUCAUGGUGUGUGUGGAGGAUGGUGGCAAGCCUGCCAACCCAAAGAACAGAGUCAAGAAGUUGCUCAAGAAGACCAAGAGAUUAUUCAAGAAGGGGAAGGAUCUCCAUCGUAUCUCUGAUGCUCUCGAAGAAGUGUUUGUUCAAGCUAGGCAAUUGGGCGAGCUGCGUCAAAGGUAUGAACAAGAGACGCGGGAUUCCGACGCUGGUGCUAGUGUUGACCCUCGCGUGAUGGCCCUAUACACAGAUGUUACAAAGCUUGUCGGCGUUGAAGAACCACGAGACAAGUUGAUCGACAUGUUGAUUGAAGGUGAUGAUUGGUCGAAGCAUCCAUUGAAGACGGUUUCUAUUGUUGGAUUUGGUGGGAUGGGCAAGACAACUCUUGCCAAAGCAGUGUAUGACAAGCUCAAAGUGCAAUUUGAUUGUGGUGCCUUUGUUUCAGUUUCUCAAAAUCCCGACAUCAAGAAGGUUUUCAAGAAUAUUUUGUAUGAAUUUGACAAGUGCAAGUAUGCACACAUUCAUAAUACAGAAUGGCAAGAAAGACAUCUGAUCGAUGAAAUCAUUGAAUUUCUUAAUGACAAGAGGUAUCUCAUCGUAAUUGAUGAUAUAUGGAAUGAAAAAUCAUGGGAGCUAAUCAAGUGUGCUUUCUCCAAGAAGAGUCAUGGCAGUAAAUUAAUCACGACAACCCGUAUCGUAAGUGUCUCUGAAGCAUGUUGCUCUUCUAGUGAUGAUAUUUACAGAAUGAAACCUCUCUCGAAUGAUCUCUCGAGAAGGCUCUUCUGUAAAAGAGUAUUUUCUCAUGAGGAAGGGUGUCCUAAAGAAUUGGUGCAAGUAUCCGAAGACAUCUUGAAGAAAUGUGGUGGAAUACCGUUAGCCAUUAUUACUAUAUCAAGUCUUAUGGCUAACAAGCAUCGGAUAAACACAAAGGAGCAAUGGUAUGCUUUGCUCAAUUCCAUUGGCAGGGGACUCGCGGAAGACCGCAGCGUGGAGGAGAUGAAGAAGAUAUUACUAUUCAGCUAUUAUGAUUUACCGUCAUAUUUGAGGCCUUGCUUAUUAUACCUAAGCAUCUUUCCAGAAGAUAGUCAUAUUUUAAGAGACAAGCUGAUAUGGAAGUGGAUAGCCGAGGGCUUUGUUUAUAGUGAAAACCAAGAAAGUAGCUUGUAUGAGCUCGGUAAGAGCUACUUUAAUGAGCUAGUGAAUAGAAGUAUGAUCAGUCCAAUAGACAUUGAAGAUAAUUGGGGAGAGAAGGAGGAAGCUUGCAGUGUACAUGACAUGGUGCUUGAUCUCAUAUGCUCAAUUUCAAGUGAAGAGAACUUUGUCACUAUAUUGGAUUGCACCAAGAUAAAAAUGUCUAACUCGCAAAGUAAGGUUCGUAGAUUAUCAAUCCAAAAUAGCAAAGUAGAUGUGGAAACCACCGGGAUGGCACAAGUAAGAUCUCUUUUUUGGACCAAUAAUAUUGCUGUAAAAAAACUGGAUAUUUCACGUUUCCAACUACUCCGUGUACUGGAUUUGGAAGGUUGUGAUGUCUCAGAUAUUGAAUAUGUGGGGAAUCUGUUACAUUUGAGGUACUUAGGGCUAAAAGGUACUGAUGUCCAGGACCUUCCCAUGGAAAUAGGGAGCCUACAGUUUUUGCUUACCUUGGACUUAAGAAGUACUUGGAUAACAGAAUUGCCAUCGAGUAUUGUGCAACUAAGACAUCUGAUGUGCCUGUAUAUUGCCAAUGAAACGAAGCUGCCGCCUGGGAUAUGUAACCUGACUUCUCUGGAAGUGCUAGGUGAACCGGUGUUGUCUGACAAGGACGUCAAUGUUGUGAAAGAGCUGGGCCAUCUGACAAAACUGAGGGUGCUCCGGUUUGGUUUGCAAGAUCUGAAUGAGAGUCUAGAUAAAGCAUCAUUGGAAUCCCUAGGUAAAGCUGUGGAGGAAUCCCUAGGUAAGUUGUGCCAACUGGACAGUCUCUAUAUUGUGUCUGAUGCUGAACAUCUCAAUUUGAUGAGUGACAGUUGGGUGCCCCCUGUACAACUCCGUAGAUUGCUUAUUCCCUCAAUGUCCAGUUUCUUCCAGACACUGCCAGCAUGGAUUAAUCCUUCAUCACUUCCUCUACUCGCCUAUCUCAGUUUAACCGUGGAUGAAGUGCGAUCGGAGGACAUCCGGCUUCUUGGGAUGAUGCCGGCUCUUUGUUCUCUCAUGCUUCUAUGUCUUGCUGAUUCCUCACGAGGGAAUGUGGUGGAAGUGCCUGUCCUUUCCUCUGGUGCAUUCCCAUGUGCUACAGAGUGCUACUUCGUUUGUAUUGACGUCGUGCCGUCAAUGUUUCCACGAGGAGCAGCGCCAAGGCUUAAACGCCUUUCAUUCACCUUCCCAGCUAAGUGGAUCUCCCAUGAAAACAUUGAUUUGGGCAUGCGGCACCUCCCUUCCCUAGAGGAAGUCGAGGUUUCAGUUGUAAAGGAGGAAGCUAGCGACUGGGAGGUGGAUGAAGCAAAGGCUGCGGUGAGGGCCGCAGUGGAGGACCACCCCAACCGUCCCGUCCUUGACCUACGUUACUAGCACACAAGCAUGCAUGGGGAAAAUUCUAGGCAGAGAGGAAGCGAAGCAUGCGUCAAGGUUUGCCAGAUAUAUACUCCUCCACGAGCUACCUCUGUUGUUCCUGUAGUUCUUUUUUUUUUCUUUCUCAUCAAGUGUCUAAUUUCUCUCUUCUUCGGUUUUUCAGUUUCAGGCGGGCGGAUUGCUCGGAUCGAUUAAUCAAAUGUCGCAAUCAGGUAGUAGCAGCUAAAAAUUCUCGUCCACCUGGGCUUCGAUGGUGUAAGCCUCCAAACCGGGUGCCGCCUUUAUUCCAACCAAAACAGUCAAGCAUACUGCGUCUGACCCAUCUUCCGGCUGUGUCGAGACGAAGCUCUCAAUCUGUCCACUCAUGUCUGAAUUCUCAACUUGCUUCUGGCAAUUCAAGAACCAUUAAAUUUGUAUCCCCCCUCCCCCCUGCUUUUCACCCAUUGCGAACCAUUAGUUAUUACUAGGUUUGGCUGUUCUCUUGCCUUCUCUUCAUUGAACUCCUUUGUUUGUAACAACUUAAUUUCAGACUCGAUGUUCAUUCCAGACACACAAACUAUAAAUAGUUGCGUCCAGUUUGUACUAUUUGUCAUAUUGGCUUAUUCAAAUAUGCCGUUUUGAUUUGACAUCUCUUACAGCUUA